Malaya genurostris is the source of this 2491-nucleotide messenger RNA. It is a transcript of the gene hec, whose product is annotated as calcitonin gene-related peptide type 1 receptor. The record is from RefSeq and is a predicted model, not a curated record. Bases 358 to 1683 code for a protein of 441 amino acids. The transcript is spliced from 10 exons. Gene Ontology annotation, cellular component: plasma membrane. Lineage: Eukaryota; Metazoa; Arthropoda; Insecta; Diptera; Culicidae. Gene Ontology annotation, molecular function: calcitonin receptor activity. Gene Ontology annotation, biological process: cell surface receptor signaling pathway; adenylate cyclase-modulating G protein-coupled receptor signaling pathway.
UGCUCUGGUGGUUAGUGAGGGUGGUCCAGUGUACCGGAAUUUCUUACGCUCGGACGGAUAAGGAUGCUGAGCUGGUGUAGAGUUUUCAGUUAAUUCAGUAGCUUUCCGCCAUUCGGUCGGUUCGGGAUUCGAAUUUUAAUCGUGUUUCAUGUGGUUCAGCAGAAACAUGUUUGUGGAUAAUUUUUAACACAAUUAUCUCUGGUGUUUGACGUCUGAAAGACAAAUGAAUUAGAAAUGAAGUACGACGAUCGAGGUUCUUGUGGUUUAAAGUGUUGUGUGUUAUAAAUCUAAUAAAAUAAACGGUCCUUCGGAAUCAAGAAAUGUUGAAUCGAACUGACUGAACUUGUUGGAGAUAAUAUGGGGAGCCUAGGAAAUGAAGAAAAUCUUUUUCCGGCAACUAUGGACGAGCAGGGUGCGGAAACGGAGGGCAUUCAGUACGACAGGCUAAAAUACUCCGACCCGGAAGCCCUGAUGCGUCAUCUCUACUACACUUGUAUGGGAAACAGCUCCAGCAGCGGGUCGACUGUAAAACAAGCUGCUAUCAAAAGCUCCAGUCGUAACCAACAGCAACAGCUGUUCUGUCCACGACGUUUCGAUGGGUGGACAUGUUGGGAUCCUCAGCCUGCAGGGACUGUUGCUGAGAGCUACUGUCCCAAUUUCAUCAUUGGUUUCGAUGCUAAUCGAUUAGCAUACCGCGUAUGUCACAGCAACGGUUCCUGGUUUGUACAUCCCGAGUCUGGCAGAGAGUGGUCCAACUACACAAACUGCGUUGACGUUGAUGAUAUGCAGUUCCGACGACUAGUGAACGAUCUCUACAUCGGUGGUUAUUCCGUGUCUCUCGUGACGCUCAUCGUGUCACUGUGUGUAUUUUUCAGUUUCAGGACAUUAAAGUGCACUCGAAUCCGAAUACAUAUUAACUUGUUCAUCUCAUUGGCAUUGAGCUGCAUGUUCUGGAUUAUUUGGUACAAAUUCGUCGUCGAAGACCCGGAUGUAGCAAAUCAUAAUGGGCGUUUGUGUAUCGGACUGCACAUCCUGCUGAACUACCUGAUGCUGGUCAACUAUUUUUGGAUGUUCUGCGAAGGACUUCAUCUCCAUUUGGUGCUAGUGAUAGUCUUCAUCAAAGACGCUAUAGCAAUGCGUUGGUUUUUCGCCGUCGGUUGGGUGAUUCCCAUUCUACUUGUUUCAGUGUAUGCGACCGUGAGAAACGUAUACACACCGGAUACCGAACACUGCUGGAUGGAGGAAAGUCACGCCAUGUGGUUGCUGACGGUGCCGGUUUGCAUUUCGCUCAUCGCCUCACUGGUGUUUCUCAUCAACGUAGUCCGAGUGCUGCUGACCAAACUGAACUCCACUUCACCCAAUCCGGCCCCACUGGGACUGAAAAAGGCCACCAGGGCGACACUGAUAUUGAUCCCGCUGUUUGGGUUGCAGCACAUACUGAUACCGUUCCGUCCGGAUAAAGGGUGCGAGUUGGAGCGCUACUACCAGAUCGUUUCCGCCAUGCUGAUUAGCUUGCAGGGUGCCGUCGUGUCCUGUCUCUUCUGCUUUGCCAAUCACGAUGUGAUUUUCGCCGUCAAGUGCCAGCUGAGCCGGUUCUUUCCGGAGCUCGUGAACCAUCCCUAUCGCGAGAGCUUCAACGGAGGCCAGCAGGUGACGACACACAGCCGGGACAUGGUGGUAUGACUGUUGGGCAUUCGGCGUGGUACGCGGACAACCGGCAGUCACGAGGUAGUUGGCGAGUGCGUCGAGGGAAUGGUUUAGCGAGCAAGCAGCAGACUAAGACGUUGAUAAUUUACCAUACAUGUUGUGUAGUUCUUACAUGUCCAGUUACCUGUUCUGUAUAUAUUUAGGCUAUUCAUUCAAAAAGCCAUAUCCGAAAUUUGGUGUGAACGAAAAUGAACAAGAAAGUAUUAAUAUGUUGUAACACUAUAGAAUGUAUGUCCGUGAUUGUGUUACCAAUUAGUCAGAGUGUACGCGAAAUAUAGCAUUUCUGCUCAUUGUGAUCUGUAAAUCAAAAUGUUACACAUAAUAGAUUUAUUCAGGUGACGUGUUACCAUAGCAAGAUAGUUAAAAGUAACUAAAUUGAUUAGAAACUGACCGAAUGCAAAAUGAAAGGAAAAAUUAAGCCACUAACAACUAUCCUACAUUCUAGAACGAUAGUAAAAUGUGUUAUUUUAUGUAAGACGCAUCCAAAGUAUAUCUUUUUAAUCUUGAAGAAUCCAUGGUAAUUUGAAAACUAUUCCAAUGUAUGCUUUAUUAUUUGUGUAAACUUUUACUUAGUUCGCUGUUAGAGGUUGCCCGAGACAGUUGACACAAUAAACCUAUUACGGCUGGAACAAUAAAACUGAAGGACAAUUUACUUCUGUGAACAAUAAGAUUAUUUCGGAACGAUAAAACCUAAUGAACAAGUGAGUGCAUUUAUUCAAUUCAUUAAAAACAAUAACAAUUAGCACUAUGUGCAACAUGAGAAUACCAAGUGAAACAUUCCAGU